Molecule: messenger RNA, 1828 nt
Organism: Colletotrichum navitas
Lineage: Eukaryota; Fungi; Ascomycota; Sordariomycetes; Glomerellales; Glomerellaceae
Product: cyclopropane-fatty-acyl-phospholipid synthase
Exons: 3
Coding region: 131-1672 (513 amino acids)
Biological process (GO): cellular response to biotic stimulus
Source: RefSeq, a predicted model, not a curated record
CUCCAACCACACACACCGCGCACACACACACACACACACACCCGGGGAAAAAAAGGAGCUGCGCGAUAUAUACAGUCCGCAAGCCUUUGAGCAAACCACCUUCCUCCCCUCAAAGGCAACGUCCUUCGCCAUGGCCUCCGAGAAGCGCCAGCAGGGCGCCGAGCUCGAGAGUGACAUUACUUUCAUUGCUACCCCUGCGGCCCAGCCCUCCAAGUUCAGGACGAACGAGGACUGCGGUGUCAAGACGACCAACUACCCUACCAUCAACAACCCUCCCCUUCCCGCCGAAGGCCCUGGCAAUGAGUCUUUCUCCAACUACCUUCUCGGAGCUGUCCUGCUGGGUGUUCCUUUCUGGAUCACCCGCGUCUUCGGCGGCGGCCUGAAGACCUUCGUUUUCUUCUUCGUCCUCUUGGCCGUCCCCCUGCUCGUUGGCUUCUGGUACAUCUCCACGAGGUUCGCCCCGCGCAUCAACGACAAGGCCAAGCUCCCCGGCCGCCCUGUCGAGCACUACAUCACUUUCAAGAACCAGGAGGACCGCCAGCGAUGGAGCGGUCGCAACAAGAUUCCCAUCCAGACCUUCGCUGAGAUGUACACCGAGGGCCUCGUCGACGUCAACGGCGACCUCCUCGACGCCCUCGAGUACCGCCACGACUGGUCCAACUUUGCCUUCACCUGGUCCCUCUUCUACUUCAUCUUCUUUGAGUUCGCCCCCGACGUGCUGUUCCACUCGCGUCAGCAGGACGAGGACCAGAUCCGUCCCACCUACGACAAGGGCAACGACCACUACUCGUACUUCCUCGGCCCCCGCAUGGUCUACACCAGCGGUAUCUUCUCCGACAUUGAGCGUGAGGAGACGCUCGAGGAGAUGCAGGACAACAAGAUGGCUAUUGUUUGCGAGAAGCUCGGCCUCAAGGAGGGCGAGACCAUGCUCGACAUCGGCUGCGGAUGGGGCACCCUCGCCAAGUUCGCCAGCGUCAACUACGGCGCCCACGUUACCGGAGCCACCAUCGCCACCAACCAGGCCGCCUGGGGCAACGACGCCCUCCGCCGCGCCGGCAUCCCCGAGACCCAGAGCAGGAUCCUCUGCAUGGACUACCGCGACAUCCCCACCAAGAAGUUCAACAAGAUCUCCCAGAUCGAGAUGGGCGAGCACGUCGGCAUCCGCAGGCUCACCACCUUCUUCCGCCAAUGCUACGACAUGCUCGAGGACGACGGUGCCAUGUACGUCCAGCUCUCCGGUCUGCGCAAGGCCUGGCAGUACGAGGACUUCAUCUGGGGUCUGUACCUGAACAAGCACAUCUUCCCCGGCGCCGACGCCUCCACCCCGCUCGCCAACUACGUCGGCUGCCUCGAGAGCGCCGGAUGGGAGAUCAAGAGCAUCGACACCGUCGGCGUCCACUACUCCGGCACCCUCUGGCGCUGGUACCGUAACUGGCUCGGCAACUCCGAGACCGUCAACGCCAAGUACGGCCAGAAGUGGUACCGCAUCUGGGAGCUCUUCCUGGCGUGGUCCGUCAUCGCUUCCCGCCAGGGCAGCGCCACCUGCUUCCAGUUCGUCGUCGUCAAGAACCUGAACGCCAACCACCGCAUCGACGGCGUCGCCAGCCAGUACGGCCUCUCCGGCGCCCUCGCCGCCGCCAAGGCUGCCGGCAAGGCCACCUUCCCCAAAUAAGCGCCGCGCAUGCGCAUGCGCUUCAUCUGCGGGGACCACGUGGCGUGGCCCGGGGCAGCAUGUGUUUCACGAAGGGAACGAAUGCCCCCUCCUUCUCCCUUCCACACCGGCUUAUUUUUCUUUACUUUUUUCGGGGGGGGGGGGGGUGGCGGCGCC